Molecule: messenger RNA, 5276 nt
Organism: Paramuricea clavata
Lineage: Eukaryota; Metazoa; Cnidaria; Anthozoa; Malacalcyonacea; Plexauridae
Source: the annotation of a GenBank genome assembly
AUGCUGUCAAAGAUUGACCAAGAAAAUUUGGAGAAAAAAAUUGAAAUAUGGAAAAAGGACAGCCCUGAUGACUCCAUAUUCUUUCGACCUUGUUUAGUAUCUCCAUACGAUAAAACAUCUGAAGAUGAAAAAGACGACAUCACAGCAAACGUUUCUGAAAAGCUACUUUUUGCCUACCAGACAACGUGGCAAAAGAGACUCAUGACACGGUAUGGAAAUGAGAUGACAUUACUAGAUGCAACAUAUAAGACGACAAGAUAUAUAAUUUACCUUUAUUUUUUUCUGGUGGUAAAAACUAAUGUGUCAAUUAUGCAGUUGUUGGGGUUUUUGUGAUUCAAAAUGAAACUACUGUUGACAUAACCGAAGCACUGCAAAUUUUCCUCAGUGGAAUCCUUUGUGGAAGCCAUAAUUUUUUAUGACAGAUUUUUGUCAACAGGAAAUUACAGCAAUAGAGACAGUCUUUCAAAGUAAAACAUACUGCAGCUUGUUGCAAAACUAGUAAUAAAUUUUUUGAUUAUAUACAUACAGUAAUAUUCACACUCGCCAAGUGCCAAAACUCAUCUACGACGCAUAGCGUAAUUGAGACAAUGUUCCUCACAUGUGAAAAAAAUCGUCCGACCAAUCAAAGAUCGCGGACGAUUUUUCUCACAUGUGAAAAAAAAGUAUCGAAUUUUCCCGCCAUUUACCGCCCAACGCUUCGCUCAGUCAAUCGCUUCGAAAUAUUAUAAAUGGCUUCCCGUUUUGCAGACCUUGACAUUUCUGUCGACCAAUUCAUCAAACAACAAGAAAAUGAAAACACAAAGAGAAAAACUGAACAAAAUCUAUCAUUAUUAAAUUAGUUUCUUAGUAGCAAGAAUGAAACUAGAAGCAUUGAGGACAUUCCUUCUGCGGAAUUAAACCUUUACCUGAGCGAGUUUAUUAUUAAGGUUCGUACAAAACAAAAUAAGGAUUACGAACCAAAUUCCCUGCGCGGUAUGGUAGCCAGCUUCGAAAGACAUUUAAAAAAGACAAACUAUGGUUUAAGUAUGAAAGAUCUACAGUUUGAACAGACUCGAAAAGCUUUGGUUUCAAAGCAAAAGGAUUUAAAACGACAGGGAAAGGAAAUAAACCGAAUGCUUCGUCUGCUCUCAGCGAAGACGACAUAGCUGUUUUGUAUGAAAAAGAGUUGCUGGGCACAUCCAGUCCCGAUGCUUUACUGAACACUCUUUGGUUCAACAAUACAAUACACUUUGGAUUACAUGGCUGUAAAGAGCGUCGCGAUAUGACUUGGGGCGACGUGAAAUUACAUAAAACACUCUGUGGCGAGGAAUAUUUGGAAUACACGCUUGGGGGAAAACACCAGAGAUGUGCGAAAAGUAACUCCAAAAAUCCUAUUUCUGCAUAUAGACUUUUUGCAGAAAAACGUCUGGCAGAAAUGAACAGCGACGAUAGCCCAUUUUAUCUUGCUGUAAACAAUUUAAAGAAACCUGAAUCCAUUUCAUGUAAAGCUUGGUUCAAAAAAGCCCCUAGCCGAGGGGAAAUAAACUAAAUUCGAUAAUGAAGAAUAUGGCUGCGAAAGCUGGACUUACUACCAAAUUUACCAACCACAGCGGAAGGAAAACAAUGAUGCAGGCCUUGGUAAACCAAAACUUUCCACCAACAGACAUUAUUCAACUGUCGGGCUACAAGAACCUGCAGAGUGUUACUCAUUAUCACAGGACGAAAAUGCAAAUUUAAUAAGCUUUAAGGAUCACCUAAAGUUUCUUAAAAUUAUAGGAUAAACUUUAAGCUGCUUUUAAGGUGUUCUUAAAUCUAUUAGCAAUUAAAUAUUGGUUUAAUAAUGCUUUAAGCAGCUUUAAUUGUUAAAAUAGUAAUUAAACAUUUCAGGCAAUUUAAAUUGUCAAUGAAAUGUUCAUUAAAUGUGAUUGUUAACAUUUAAGGAUUUAAGGAGUAACCUAAAUCCUAUUAAAGUAUUACGCUAAUGAAAUGUAGGUUUCCGUCGGCGCCGGAAAUCUCCUUAAAUUCAAUAAACAGCUACAUUUGCUUUAAUGCGCUUUAUUUGCGCUUUAAUGGAGCUUUGCGCCUUAGCUUACAAAAGGAGUGCGCGCAUGACAUUAAGUCCAACUGUCCAAGGCUAUUAUACUGGCUGCGGUCAUUCUAAAAGGAUUAAUUGGAAAGAUUAACUUGUACUACCCUCCGAAAAAAACUUUUCUGUAAUAUCUUAAAUCGGAUAUAUUCACGCAAUCGCAUUUGCGUUACGUGGCAACGCAAGAAUAAACCAUGAAUAAACCCAACCGCACUGCUUGAUCAUAUCCUGUUUGUCGUAUAUUCUUGUAUGAGACACAGUUAGACUGUUGCACUAAACCAGUUACGAAGUCAGGGCCAUUCAAAUUAUUAAGUUGGGUUUAUUCUUUGGGCUUUUGCUCACAUUCUGUUAGCCAUUAAUUAUAUGGAUCCAUCCAAAGGCAAAGAUGUUAAAGUGAUGUGUGAUCAUUGUGACGAAUUGGUUUCAAGGUCUACGUACGAAAGACAUAAUAGAAAGAGAAAGGUUGAGCUCUCAACUGCUCAAGCCAAACAUAUAAGUGUGUCUCCUGAAACUGAUUCAGAAAGUGAUAUUGAUGCUUGCAGCGAUCAAAGUAUUGAAAGCACUGGUGAGUUGUUACGCGCAUAUGUAGUUGUAUAGGCCUAUAUAGCCAUUUUUUAAAUUAAAUUGCCAAUCGGAAUUAAUUUAUUAUUGCGACCAGCUAGCGAGCUGGGAACAUCCUAAUCUCAGGUAUGGGAGAUAUUUGCUGGAUUGUGUAUUGGGCAAAAAAUUAUAUGCAGCUCUUUUUUCCUCUGGAUUGUGUUUUCGGCCCCCUUUGCGGGCUCAUUUUAUCCGUAUAUGGAACUCGUGAUCAUAUAUUUGAUAUACCGCAUGGAUUUACCAUCCAUGCAAUAAUUCAAAGAUUAGUCGUAAACGUAUAAAGCGAAAAUUGUUGAUGUUUUAUUAACUAAGCACUUUCACAGUUUAUUGUGAUUUAAAUAGCAGUGUUUGCAGUUAUCAGAUAAAUAUUUUGCUUGCAGAAGUGUGUACAUAGCGUGAAAAAAUAAAAUGGAAAAAUAUAUUUUUCACGAAGUAAUUUUAUGCUUUAAAAUAUUUGCUUUCGUGUGUCGAGAUAUAUAGAAUUAUAAUUAGUAAAUUAGAAUUAUAACGUAAUUAUGUAGUGAGUUACAGGAAUAGGGCUAGCGUCUACUAGAAACCUUCCAUACAAGGCUUAUAAUUAAGACCUCUAGUUUAUAAAUUAUUUAUAAUUAUUUAAACUAACUUCCUGGGGCUCAAAGCUGAAUGGCACUUACUUGGCCAGUUAGGUAAACUUAUGUAUAACACAAAUUCAUUAACUAAUGUGUACGUACACACUGCAAUAUAACCUUUAUUAAGUCAAAAGCAAAAAUAUCUAUUCCAUUUCCUAUGGCACGGAGAAGAUAAAACCAUUACAUUUUUCCUCCUUUACAGAUAUUAAUAAUUCUAUCAAUCCGGAGACUGCUAACAUUGUAAGUAUAAUAAAAUAAAAUAAAAUUAUUUAUUUUAUUGUAAACGAAGAUAUAAGCAACUAUUUCAAGAAUAUGCAUGUGGAGAUCGAUAGAACAACUAAGUUAAUUUACUGUGUAUGUUUUUUUUACUGUACACUAUGCAAUAUGUUUUGUGCGUGCAUGGGACCGUCAGCUCAAAAUUGUACAAACAACACUAUAUUUCCAGUUAAUUUAUUGCAGAGGGAAAAUACAUUUUAUAUUUAAAAAUUCCUUAAAAAAAUAAAAUUACAAUAUGACAAUUGUAAAUGAUUUGUUAAAUGCUGGGUGGCGUAAAGGAAGUGCUUUUCGAGAUGAAUAGAUAUUGAAUUCUAGUUGCGUGCUUGAUAAGAUAUUGUUUUCAAUAGGCCAUUUCAUUUAGGCAGCUCAUUCCUAAACUUUUCAAACAAGCAUAUUCAAACUGAAAUAUUCUCGGUUAAUACCGCACAAAAUACUCAUGGUAUAAUUAAUCACGGAAUUAUAUGCUAUACUUUGUAUUGCUGCAGUUGUGUGUAUCUUGGUACGUUCAUCAGUCUGCUUUGUGAGAAAGGGAAUUUUUUUACGGAAAGCAAUAACCUUUGUUUCCUUUGCAAUACUCACGUAUUCACCAAUUAAUAUAGGUAGAAAAAUGAACGUUUAAAGCAACUAUAUUGAAUAUGCAACCUUUCUCAAACGUUAGUGUUAAUAGGAUUUCAUGACUAGUAAAUUAUGUCAAUGUUUGAACUUAAACAAAAAAAAUGUGUACGGUAAGCAAGGUUAUGGUUGCGAAUUUUCGAACUAUUAGUUUAUGGAGAUGUAUGUAUGUUUACAAUCGUGAAAUUCAGGAAAACAAAAAAAUAUCUUCAGUCCACACUUUUGUACUAUCUUAAGAGUAGAAAACCUUGUAAGCCAAUAGCAGCUAUACCGUAACUUUGUUAUUUCACAUUAGGGAUAAGAGACCGAUAAAUACAAAGCAUUACUAUCUUUCUAAUAUUGUUAAAUACAAAAACACCUUUGUGUUCUAGGAUUAUGAUUUAGAAGAUUUACAACCAGCAGCUACUUCGUGUGACGAUGAUGCGCGAGAUAGCACAAAUGAGUCUGACGAGGAGCCUCAAAGAGAAAAUCCAAAUCAUGACUUCCUCUCUUCAACCGACGAAGAUGGGGAUGAAGAAGUCUGGGACGAUGUGCUACCGGAAGAGUUGCAGAAAGAUUUGCCUGUGUUGGACCACCCUCAACCACUUCCACGUCCAGAAAUUCGAUCAAAAGGUGUUGCUCACUCGCUAGUUUUCUGGUUGGUAUACUUUUUGUUGGUGUGGCAGUUAUCUGUGCACAUCAGCGACAAUGGAAUGGCAUGGUUACUGAAAUUUUUAUUCGGAUGGCUUAAAUUGUUGGGAUUAGAAAUAACAAACGAUGUAUAUUCUCAAGUAAUAUUAGCUUUUCCUGUAUCAACGUAUAUGCUCAGAGAAUUUUUGAACUUCGAUAGAGAUAAUUUUGACAAGUAUGUUGUUUGUCAAAAGUGUCACAAGCUGUAUCAGUAUAACAAAUGCGUAACGAAAGUACGCAACCAUGAGGUUGGCAAAACCUGCGUGAAUACCUGGCUAAAGAAAGGAAGACAAGUCAUGUGUGGAGCUUCUCUGGUUUACAGAGUGCAGCUAGCGAAUGAAAAAUAUUGUUUUUACCCAAUCAAAUACUAUUGCUAUAAUAGCGUUAUUAACUCUUUGGAAAAGUUAGUUCAGAAAACAGGAUUUGCAGAUAAAUGUGAAGAGUGGUGA